ACCGGAAGUCCGGUUGGGCGCCACCUACAAUUUUCCCCGCCACGGGACACGGAAACGGGAUAUAACACGAAAUAAAAGGAAUGAAUUUUACGUUGACAUGUGUAGUAUCUUGACGACCAGUGGAUAGUGCGACAUGUGUUUCAACUGACAGCUGAUGUAUGUUUGCUGCAAUCUUAACGCCUGGUAUCAAUAAUGUCUCGCCCAAGAGAUGAUGAUCCGGACAUGUUCAGGAUUAUUGUGGCCACAGACGUCCAUCUUGGCUACAUGGAGAAAGACCCAGCUCGUGGAAAUGAUUCUCUUGUGUCUUUUGAAGAAAUUCUGGAGAUAGCAUCAAAGAACAAUGCUGAUUUUGUCCUGUUGGGCGGGGAUCUUUUCCACGAGAACAAGCCGUCCCGAAGAACUCUACAUGGCUGUAUGGCUUUGUUACGGAAAUAUUGUAUGGGAAAUAAACCGAUCCAGUAUGAGUUCCUCAGCGACCAGUCAGUGAACUUUGACCACUGUCAGUUCCCUACGUUAAACUAUGAUGACCCCAACUUGAACGUCUCCAUGCCAGUGUUCUCCAUACAUGGUAACCAUGACGAUCCAACAGGACAGGGAAACUUAUGUUCGUUGGAUAUUUUACACACCGCUGGACUUGUUAAUUAUUUUGGGAAGACAUCUAAUCUGGAGAAGAUUCAGCUGAGCCCCCUGUUAUUCCAGAAGGGAAAUACAAAAGUGUGUUUGUAUGGACUUGGUUCCGUGCGAGAUGAACGCUUGCAUCGGAUGUUCGUACACAAGAAUGUCACAAUGCUGCGUCCAAAGGAAAACCAAGAGGAUUGGUUUAAUAUGUUUGUUGUUCAUCAGAACAGAUCUAAACACUCCGCAACAAAUUACAUCCCUGAGCAGUUCUUAGAUGAUUUCUUGGAUUUGAUAAUUUGGGGGCAUGAACACGAAUGUCGAAUCGACCCCGAGUGGAACGGCGUUCAGAACUUUUAUGUAAGUCAGCCAGGAAGCAGUGUUGCGACGUCUCUGAGUGAAGGAGAAACAGUGAAGAAACAUAUUGGGUUGUUGCAGAUUAAGGGAAAGGAUUUCAUGAUGAAAAAGAUCCCUCUUGAAACAGUGCGUCCAUUCUAUAUGGAGGAUAUAGUUCUAGGGGAGACAACUCUUAACCCUGAUGAUCACAAUGUGUCAAAACAAAUGGAGGCCUUCUGUACGGAAAAGGUUGAGACAUUGUUGGACAAAGCAGCUAUGGAGCACACAGGCAACAGGAAACAGCCAAAAAAAGCCCUCAUACGUCUCAGGAUCGACUACACUGGCUUUGAACCAUUCAGCAUCCAUAGGUUUGGUCAAAAGUUUGUGGACCGAGUGGCGAACCCCAAGGAUCUAGUGUUGUUUCACCGCAAGAAGGCUGGCGUGAAGAAGGAGGAGAGUGGUGCAGACAACGAGUUGUUGGCCAUGAUCCGACCCCAGUCUCUGGACAGUGCGCGAGUGGAGGACAUGGUGCGAGACUACUUCGUCCAGGUGGAGGAGACAAGCAAGCUGCAGCUGUUGACAGAGAAGGGGAUGGGGGAUGCUGUCAAGGAGUAUGUAGACAAGGAGGAAAGGGAGGCAAUCUCGGAACUUGUCAAGUACCAGUUGCAGAAAACACAGCAUCAUCUGAAAGUCCGGAACGCCAGUGAGGACAGGAUUGACACGGAGGUGACAAAUUUCCGCGAGGAGCGGAAGAAGAGGAAAGAGGAGGAUGAAGAAGUUGCGGAGGCUCUUAAACGUGCUCAUUCCAUGCGCUCACAGACCCUGGAUCGCACCAGCGAGGAUGAGCGGAUGAGUCUUGACUCUGAGGAAGAAGCAAAGCCGACGAGAGGUCGAGGUCGUGGACGAGGGAGUCGCAGCAGAGGAGCUAAGGAAACAACCCGAGGUCGAGGAUCACGUGGAGGUAGGGGGUCACGUGGAGGCAGGGGAAAAAAUAAGGAGCCAGUUAUUGCAACCAAUGGGAAUAGAUCCAUCAUGGAUGCCUUUGCAUCGUCUUCGUCUGUCUCACAGAGGAGUGCAAGGGGAGGAAACAAGAGAAAGACGUACAGUAGCAUGGACAUGUCUGAUGAUGACGAUGUGGUCACCAUUGACGAUGAUGACGAUCCAUUUGAUAUUUCGUCAUCAAGUAGAAAGCAGAAAAGUCAGAAGCCAUCAAAGAAAACCCCAUCUCGGAGAGGUGUUGCAUUUGAUUCAGACAGCGACGAUGAUAUAAUGUCUUCAUCAAAGAGACGAAGAUGAAGUAUGCUUAUGACCAUCCAACUUACUCCUGUAUUUAGUAACAUGCAGUGUGACUGAGGCAUGACUGAUGAAGAUUUGUACUUUGUUUCAUACAUGAAUUGAUGUCAAGAUGCGAGGAAGUAUGCCCACACAAAAAGGAAAAUGUCUAGAAUGUAAUAUACUGCUUAAAAGAAGUAAAACAACACUGAUUUUUUCAUAAUCUGUCAUGACAGGUCUUCUCAAAUUUGAUCCUGAAAACAUGGUUUAUAUAUACCAUUUGUUUAGAUUUGAUCAGUACAUUGUCCAAUUAUUACAAAUAUCUAUCAUGUCUAUUGAAGGAAAGGCCUUGUGUGGGUUUCACGGCUGUAGCUCAUGUAUAUCUGAUUAAACUUGAUUAUGAAAAA
Molecule: messenger RNA, 2630 nt
Organism: Haliotis rufescens (red abalone)
Lineage: Eukaryota; Metazoa; Mollusca; Gastropoda; Lepetellida; Haliotidae
Product: double-strand break repair protein MRE11-like
Exons: 8
Coding region: 193-2247 (684 amino acids)
Biological process (GO): mitochondrial double-strand break repair via homologous recombination; double-strand break repair via homologous recombination; mitotic G2 DNA damage checkpoint signaling
Cellular component (GO): Mre11 complex; nucleus
Molecular function (GO): 3'-5'-DNA exonuclease activity; DNA endonuclease activity; manganese ion binding
Source: RefSeq, a predicted model, not a curated record